Molecule: messenger RNA, 1699 nt
Organism: Thrips palmi
Lineage: Eukaryota; Metazoa; Arthropoda; Insecta; Thysanoptera; Thripidae
Gene: Syx17
Product: syntaxin-17
Exons: 5
Coding region: 154-1029 (291 amino acids)
Biological process (GO): intracellular protein transport; exocytosis; vesicle fusion
Cellular component (GO): SNARE complex; plasma membrane; autophagosome membrane
Molecular function (GO): SNAP receptor activity; SNARE binding
Source: RefSeq, a predicted model, not a curated record
GUUGAGCUGUUCGAGGAGAGGGAAGUUUACCAUUUAUAUUGCGUCGUGUGUUUGACUGCUGUGAAAGUGUGUUGAAAACUUAGAAAAGUGCAGAUUCAAGUCUUAAUUGCAUCUCUCAUUUGCCUGUUUUCGUCUGGCCUUGGUUCCUUCACGAUGGAGCAACAGAGCCCAACCUCCAAAAAGAGACCUUUGAAACAUUUUGACCAUUCCAUUGUCCAAUUUAAUGAUGUUGUGAUACCUCACAGGCUAGAUAUGAUGAAAAAACAUAGGUGCAACAUUGAAAAGGCAAUUUUGUCUCAUGAUUAUCAGUCUGCAAUACGGGAGCAGGCAGCGGCCAAAAUGUUGGUUCAAAACCUCAAAAGGGAUUUAAGUGAAAUCGAGUCGCUCCGUAACCAGGUUGAUGUUCAUGAUUUGCUACAGUUCGAUAAGGCAAUAGAAAGCUCUCGGAAAAUUGCUUUGGCAGCACUAGAGGAGUAUAUUGAUCUUGGAAAUAAAUUGUCUCCUUCAAAGAAAUUAAAGACAUGUACCUCUGAUAAUGAGAAUGUAGCUGAAUUUGAUUUUGGAACAGCUCCUAGACUCCAACUUAUGGCUGAUAAGCAAUCUAUUUUAGACAAAGAUGAGGAGGAGUAUGUACGCUCAUGGGAAUUGCUUCAAAACGAUAUUGAGUGUUUGCACACUAUUUAUGCAGAUCUUCACGAAUUGACCAUGGCACAAGGUGAACUGGUAGAUAAUAUAGAAGAUAAUGUGGCCCAUGCCACAGAGUCAGUUCAUCAGGGAAACCUAAAUUUGAAGAGGGCCCUCAUGUAUAAGGGUGCUGCUUACCCAUUGAUUGGCGCUGCCAUAGGAACACUGGCUGGUGGUCCUGUAGGUUUCUUUAUUGGCUUGAAAGCAGGAGGAUGUGCAGCUGUUGGAGGGGGUUUACUUGGGUUUGUUGGAGGGAAGUUCCUGAAAAAGACUCACAAACCGGUAGAUGAAGAAACGCGCCAAAAAGGGGAGGACACAUCAUCAUUGAAGCCUCACCAAAGCUAACUUGCUUGUCACUUUGUGAUUUGACUUUUCAAAUCAACUGGGCAACAAAAAGGUUUGACCGCAAGUUUUAGGAAUUGUUGUGACAUGUCUAACACAUUAAAUUACUUAAUCGAAGGUUUAAGCAAACCCUAUUCAUUGGGUUGAAAACUUGUGAACGUGCUUUAAAUGUAGAGAGGGACCAGACACCAUCAUUUGAGCAAGUCCCUGCUUAACUGUGAUCUGUUUUUUUGUUUUUUAGGAAUGUUUGUUUUUAAAUUUACUUUUUCUUGGGUAGAUGUUCUUCUACCUCAAAGUUAUUGUAGAUUUUUCUUUGAAUCAUACCCUAAGUGUGAUUGAACCUGAUGGGCCAUCUAAGAAUAAUGUAAAAUCUUUCUUUUAUAUAAAGAGGACAUAUCAAAGAAAUACUGGGUGCUCUUUUCUUACCUACCUUUUAAGGAUAUUUUUUGUGAUUCCUGAUUUCAUUGCCUGAUGAUAGGUAUUAUAAUUUUCAACAUGGUUCAGGGAGGGGGAGACGAUUCACAAAAUGAUAUACUGUAACUUGGCUUCUAUUUUUGUAAGCAGUCUCUUUUACUGGUAACAUUAGCAACCUACAGAAUCACACUGGUUCAUGAAUUUUACUCUUAUCAUAUAACUACAAUAAAUUUGGAAUGCUAUCCAAUUACAACAAUGA